Molecule: messenger RNA, 735 nt
Organism: Caenorhabditis bovis
Lineage: Eukaryota; Metazoa; Nematoda; Chromadorea; Rhabditida; Rhabditidae
Source: the annotation of a GenBank genome assembly
AUGACCGUGCCCGACGACACCAAUUCCGAAUUCGCUGGACGAUUCCCCUUGAUUGCUGACGUCGCUAGUUUUGAGCCCAUCGUCAAUAACUCGGAGAAUGCUGUUGUCGUUGACAUCGAACUCGCCCACAGCUUUCCCGAGAAGGCUGCUCUCAAUCACAUCGAACUCGCUGACAACUACCCCGACCAUCAUGCCGGCAACCACGUUGAACGCGCUGACAAUUUCGCUAAACAGUUCGGUGUCAAUCACAUUGAGAUCGCUGACAACGACCCCGAGCGGCCUGCUCACAUCGAGUUCGUCGAUAAUCACGUUGAGAAUGGUGUUCGGAAUAACGCCGAGAACUUUGACUAUUCUAGCGGUGCACGCGGAAACACUGAAAAUGCCGCUGACAACUCCGCUAAAGGCAAUCAACGGCGUGCAAUUGUUAUUCGACGCAUCACCAUGUCUAGAUAUAAGGACAGAAAAUUUUACAUACUUCGAUCAGCCGUUUUGCCGCAUUGUAAAAAGCUUUGCAGAAUGCUCAUUCCUUUUGAAAGUGGAAGCCCAUCAUACGUCGUCAAAUCCACAAAUGCAAAUAAGAGAAUUCGCAGUCAUCGCAAGAAAACUAUGGGCUGUUUCAAGAAACAAAUUGUCGAUACACGACGCGCGAAGUUCAAUACCGCUGGACGUCCAUUCCUUUAUAUUCCGCGCUCGAAUGGACUACUGUUUAAAAUGCUGUGCGGCCAGAAAAACUAG